Messenger RNA from Acanthocheilonema viteae, 2166 nucleotides. The record is from the annotation of a GenBank genome assembly. Lineage: Eukaryota; Metazoa; Nematoda; Chromadorea; Rhabditida; Onchocercidae.
AUGUCACCAAGUGAAGCGGUGGGAGGUCAAGUUUAUGGCUUGCCUGAAACUGAAGAGGAUACCGAACUUCUUCGUAUCAGAGUUGUUAAGGCGGAACGUCUGUCAAAAAGAGAUAUAUUCGGUGUUUGCGAUCCAUAUGCAGUGAUUUUGCUAAAACGUGAAGGAAGUAGCGUUGCAGUGGACAAAGCGCAAACCAAAACACGCCGAAAGACCCGUGAACCGGUAUGGAAUGAAGAAUUUGUAUUUCGUGUAGUACGUAGAGAUUGCAUAUUAGCAGUGCAGAUUUUUGAUGAAAGACGCAUUACACGCGAUGAUUUUCUUGGAAUGGUGGAAAUUGACUUAGCACAAGUACGUAUCCCACAUGAACUGAUUGGAAUACCAAUUCCAGAAGCGUCAUAUAUUUUGACUGCUCGUUCACAUCGCUUUUAUUCUUCAGUUCAGGGUAGCGUACGUCUUUCACUUUCAUAUGUCACUGAUUCCAUACGGCCAGCUACGGAGCAGAACUCUACCCAUGAUGACGGCGAUUGGGAGCAGUUGAGUAGUAACAGUUUAACAAGUCGACAGGGUCCAACUUCUUUACCUGAAGGUUGGGAAGAACGACAAGAUGCAAAUGGUAGAACAUUUUACGUAAAUCAUAUAUCGAGAACAACACAAUGGAUGCGACCUACGAGAAGUGGCAUUGAAUCCGAGUUGGAUGAAACAGAACAAGAGGACGCUUUGCGUAGAAAUUACGAAAGUCGUUGGCAAGGUUCUAGUGAAGAACAUGUUGAGGACAGUAUUGCUAAUUUAGAAGCUGGUUUACGGACAAAAUUUGAAUCUGGUGGUCGUAUUGAUCCAAAUGAUGGUCGUGGGCUACUACCGCAGGAAGUACGAAGUGAUGAACUGGGCGAAUUGCCCGCUGGUUGGGAGAAGCGUUUUCAUGCUGAUGGUAGAAUAUUUUACAUUGAUCACAACACUCGCCGAACACAGUGGGAAGAUCCAAGAUUUGAUAAUACGAAUAUCGCCGGUCCAGCUGUUCCAUAUUCGCGCGAUUAUAAAUGUAAAUACGAAUAUCUGAGGUCACAUCUUCCGAAAUCACCUACCAACAUCAAAUGUGAAAUUACAGUACGGCGGAUUCAGCUAUUUGAAGAUUCAUAUAGGCAGAUAAUGCAAUUAUCACCUAAUCUUUUGCGUGCCAAACUCUGGAUUGAAUUUGAGAAUGAAACAGGUUUAGAUUAUGGCGGUGUAGCGCGCGAAUGGUUUUAUUUACUUUCGCAUAAUAUUUUCAGUCCCUAUUAUGGUCUUUUCGAAUAUUCAGCAACGGAUAAUUAUACUUUACAAAUAAAUCCACAUUCGGAAACUUGUAACCCAGAACACUUAUCUUAUUUUCACUUCAUUGGUCGUGUCAUUGGUAUUGCUAUUUACCACGGGAAAUUACUUGAUGCAUUUUUUAUUCGACCAUUUUAUAAGAUGAUGUUGGGUAAGCCAAUCACGCUGAAUGAUAUGGAGUCUGUGGAUAAUGAAUAUUUCAAUUCCUUAAUCUACAUCAAAGAUAAUAAUCCGGAAGAUUUAGACCUGCAUUUUGCAGUGGACGAGGAUGUUUUUGGACAGAUGAAUAGUGUGGAACUUCGAGAUGGAGGAGCGGAGGAAAAAGUAACAGAUGCAAAUAAGGACGAGUAUAUUGACUUAAUUAUUAAAUGGCGCUUUGUUAGUCGUGUUGAAGAACAAAUGAAAGCAUUGAUGAAGGGAGUUCAUGAAGUGAUACCACCAAAUUUGCUAUCAAUUUUUGAUCCAAAUGAGCUUGAAUUACUAUUAUGUGGCUUACAAAAAAUUGACGUUAAAGACUGGAAAGACAAUACUCUAUACAAAGGUGGCUACUCUCCAAGUCAUCCGGUAAUUCAAAAUUUCUGGAAGUGCUUGCUUGCAUUUAAUAAUGAAAUGCGUGCAAGGUUAUUGCAAUUUGUUACUGGUACUUCUCGUGUUCCAAUGAACGGUUUUCGCGAAUUAUAUGGCGCAAAUGGACCUCAAAAAUUUACAAUUGAACGCUGGGGUAGUACAGAUAUGCUGCCACGGGCGCACACUUGUUUCAACCGAAUCGACUUACCACCGUAUACUAAUUUUCAUGAAAUGAAGGAACGGUUGACAACGGCAGUUGAAAACUCGGAAAUUUUUUCUGGUGUUGAUUGA